This is a messenger RNA of Apis cerana (Asiatic honeybee), 6091 nucleotides long. RefSeq names its product mitogen-activated protein kinase kinase kinase 10. The record is from RefSeq and is a predicted model, not a curated record. Gene Ontology annotation, molecular function: protein binding; ATP binding; JUN kinase kinase kinase activity. Lineage: Eukaryota; Metazoa; Arthropoda; Insecta; Hymenoptera; Apidae. Gene Ontology annotation, biological process: protein phosphorylation.
CCAUAUGCCGCCAGCCGGGCUAUCGGCAAGAGGCUUGUCUACCUUGAUGGACCACGGACAACCAGAUGCUCGUCAUCGGAGCGAGCGAUUUUUAUUUCAUUCAGAGAAUGGAUCCUCUAAUUCUCAUAGUCCUAAUACAACCAAUUCAUCUCCACGAUAUCAACAUAAUAAUAGAACAAAUAAUCAUUCCACAAGUUACGGAUACUUGUAUGGGCAUACAUCUAGUAACAAUAUGUCUGAUAGUAGUGUUUCUGAUACACAUAGUGGUGGUACAGCAAGAACUGUUUCUCAACAGACUAGUCCAUCUCAUGGUACACAUUCCUCUUCUCAAUCACGACAAGACAAUAGUUCAACAAUUUUCACAGCAUUAUUUGAUUAUAUUGCCCAAGGUGAAGAUGAAUUAUCUUUACAAAGAGGUGAAACAGUUGAGGUCUUAUCUAAGGAUUCAAAAAUCUCAGGUGAUGAAGGAUGGUGGACUGGUAAAAUCCAUGGAAAAGUUGGUAUUUUUCCAGCCAAUUUUGUUGCAGAAGCAGAAAGUAUCGAUCAAGUCUCAUCGGUAAUUGAUAAAGUUCAACCAGUUGAAAUUGAUUUUGAAGAAUUACAGUUAGAAGAAGUGAUUGGAGUUGGUGGAUUUGGAAAAGUUUAUAGAGGAUUUUGGCAAAAACAUGAAGUGGCUGUGAAAGCAGCCCGUCAAGAUCCAGAUGAAGAACCAAGUGUUACAUUAGAAAAUGUUCGACAAGAAGCUAAGUUAUUUUGGUUAUUGAAACAUGAAAAUAUUGUGCAAUUAGAAGGAGUUUGUUUAAAAAUGCCAAAUAUGUGUCUCGUAAUGGAAUAUGCACGAGGUGGUAGUUUGAACAGGGUUCUUAGUGGUAGAAAAAUCAGGCCUGAUGUACUUGUUGAUUGGGCAAUACAAAUUGCUCGUGGCAUGGAUUAUCUUCAUAAUAAAGCACCUAUAAGUCUUAUUCAUAGAGAUUUAAAAAGUUCCAAUGUGUUAUUGAGUGAGCCUAUAGAAAAUGAUGAUCUACAAUAUAAAACUUUAAAAAUAACAGACUUUGGACUAGCAAGGGAAGUUUAUAAAACAACUCGCAUGUCGGCAGCGGGCACAUAUGCUUGGAUGGCACCAGAGGUUAUUAAAAAGAGUACUUUCAGUAAAGCCAGUGAUGUUUGGAGCUAUGGAGUACUUUUAUGGGAACUUUUAACUGGUGAAACACCUUAUAAAGGAAUAGAUGCUUUAGCAGUGGCAUAUGGAGUUGCAGUAAAUAAGCUUACAUUGCCCAUUCCAUCAACUUGUCCUCAACCUUGGAGAUUUUUAAUGGAAGCUUGUUGGGCAUCUGAUAGUCAUUCAAGACCAGGAUUUGCAGAAAUUUUAGUAGCAUUAGAUGAAGUACGUAGUGCAUUUGCAGCAACACCACAUGAAUCAUUUCACACAAUGCAAGAAGAUUGGAGACUUGAAAUUGAACAAGUUCUUCAUGGAUUGCGCAUGAAGGAAAAGGAACUGCGCUGUAGAGAAGAAGAAUUAACAAAAGCACAAGUUCAGCAACGACAACAUGAAGAAAACUUAAGGCAGCGAGAACAAGAAUUAGCUGCUCGAGAAAUAGAUUUAUUAGAGCGUGAACUUACUGUAAUGAUAAUUCAACAACAAAAUACUCCUACACCAAACAAAAGACGUGGAAAAUUCAAAAAAUCAAGAUUAAAAUUAAAUAAAAAAGAACCAGGAAGUAAUAUAAGCGCUCCUUCCGAUUUUCGUCAUACAAUAACUGUUCAACAUACAGCAUUAGAUCGAGGAAAGGUUCGAAAUCCAUCAAGACCUAAUAGUCCACCAGGCUCACCUAGUAUUCCAAGACUUCGUGCAAUUGCAUUACCAGCAGAUGGAGUAAAGGGUAAGACUUGGGGGCCAUCAACACUUCACCAACGCGAACGUGGGGCUAUUAUCACGCAACCACCAAAUCCCGCAUCUCCAGGUGGCAAGCGAUGGUCUCGUUCUGCUCCAGAUCUAGAAAAGACACCCCUACGUACCGCUCUGUUGGCACAUCGUUCCCCGCUUCUUCAAGAAAUAGACUAUACAACUUUACCACCUGAUCUCUCAACUGAUUGGAUAACAUCAGAUUAUCCUUUGAAGCCUGGAUUAACUGGACCUUACAUUAUGCCAAUGCCUGUACCAAUGCCAACUCUUUACAAUGGAGAAAUGAAAAAGCCAAAGUUAAGUGUAAUAGAAUUGGUUUUAUAUAAUAUCGCAGCUAUGUUAGCUGGAGUAGCUACUGGAUAUGAUGUAAGAAUGUCAAACAUAUCUCCAAUUCAUCCAAGAUUAUAUCCACGACUUGGUGAAUGUGAAGAUGAACCUCCACGAUGGUGGUUUCAAACAGAUACUGGAUCAAAUCGUAAUUCCAGUUAUCUUGGACCUGAUUAUGAAUUUAGUUCAAGUAGUGGUUAUCCCCAUAAUACAUACCAUGGACCAGCUAGGCAUUACAGACCAUUUUUAAGCAACAUGGGUGGUAUAGCACCUGGUCUUCCACCUAGUGUGAUACCUGAUAAACCUCUAAGAUUUACUGAUUCACCACAACAUUAUGCAAGCAAUACAAGUUCUAAUGCACCAACACCAAGCCCUAGAAGAAAAAGUAGCAGCACUAGUAAUGAAGAUAUAUAUAUACAUGAUACUGGAAGGGUUGAUCGAAUGGAAAGAGUACCAACAAUAUAUAUGGGCAAUGUUGCUCCCUUUCCAGAUUAUGGACCUCCAGUAUAUACAGUUGUUCCACCAGAAUAUUAUAGAUCACCAGAACCAACAUAUUUUGUACCUACAGAUUAUCAUGAUAGAAUGCUUGAGUGUUCUGAAUUUCCACAUGCUUAUGAUAAUCCAAGCAGUAUAAAUAGUCCAGCUCGACCAAUGUCAAGACUUCCUUCAUAUACUCAUCAUCGUACCUCAUCAAAUGUAUCAAAUGCGAGUACAUCGAGUCAAAGUAACAUUAAUCCAACAUUUCGUUUAGAAGAUGAGGAUGAUUAUUCCUUAUAUUCACCUGGACAUUAUUAUCAACGAUCUUCAAAUAUUGUUUCAAAUGUUGGAACAUAUAGUCCUAGUAUGCUUAAUCAUGAAUAUGGUUCUCAACUGUUGACGCGUCAGAAUUCGCACGAUUCGAAUUCAAAUUCUGGAGAAAGACCCAGUAAUUUAGAAGUAGUUAGUCGAUUACGGUCAAGUUUAAAACGAUCCAAUUACUCGUAUAAUUCACCAAAUAAAAGCGUAAGUAAAAAUAAUUCAGGUUCGGGUACUCCAACAAAUCCUACUCCACCAGAUUCUCUAACUUCAGAGGAUUCAAGUUAUGUUUCAGCUAAGGAUAGUCAAAUUUCUAUAAGUAGAGUUCGAUUUUCUCCAGUAACAUUUGAUCGAGAUGGAGUGAACAUUUCGCGUGAACAUAGAGAAACAUUACUUGAUAUUCCUGUACAUGGACAAAAUCAAGAUGUUACCGUGCCGUUGCAAGCUAAUCGACGGAUAAAUAGAAAUAGAAAACCAAGUAUAUCUGAAUUAGAGAGAGAAUUUUUAUCAUAGCAUUGGCUUAUUUAAAAUGACAGAUGAUUAGGAAUUCAAAAAGUUUUGUCAAUCUUGAAAGUAACACUCAAUUUACAAUCACAUGAAUCAAACAAUUUAUGGUAUGGCAGAAAUUUAUCAAAUCAUAAUUAGAAAAUACAGCGAUGCACGUUGUCAAAGCACUGCCUCCUGCAAAACAUUUUAUCAUGUAUUAAUAUUGAACAUCAAAUGCAGUAAGAAUAUAACAUUCCAUAUACUGAGACAUUCUUAUAAAAGACUCUUGUAUUCAAUUAGACUGUUUUUAAUUUAAUAAAGAACUGACAUGUCUCAUGUAUAUUUUGUAGAAAUAAUAUAAAUAUCAAGAUAAUUCUUGUAUUGAUCAUUCAAUACUACACAAUAUUUUUAAAUUAUAUUUUAUGUAUUAUAAAUAUUUUAUUCAUACAUUCCGCACAUCCUGCAUCUGCUGUUAGUAUUUAGUAUAUUUAAAUAUUAUAUAUUUCUAUUAUUUGCAUGAAUACUUGAAAAACUAUAAAAAAGAAUAAAUAUUUUAAUUCAAAUAUUCUGAAAAAUAUAUAUAAAAUCCUAUAUAUUUGUUAUAUUAUGCAAUUUAAAAUGGUAUUAACUUCUUUUUCAGAAUAUUAAAAAUUAAAUUCUAUAUUUGUUUGUCUAAUAUCAUCUUAGAGAAAUGAGACUUUGUUGUUCCUUUAGUUUUACAACUGUCUGCUCAUAUUUAUUACAGAUAUUAAUAAUCAUAAUUUACAUUCCAUCAAAAUUUUUGUGACUGAAAAAAAUAAUUGUUGAAACUAAUUAUAUAUUGCAAUGAGUAAAAUGAAACAUAUAAUCAGGAAAACAUUGUUGAUUAUUUAACAAGAUUAUUUAUCAUUUUUUUAAAUAUUACUUUGUGACAAUAUGUAUAAAUAUAUACUUGUAGAAUAAUUUUAUAUACAAUAGAUUGUAGGAACCUUUCCUAAAGACACAAUGUUUUCCUGUAUAUGCUUAGUAUGAAACAUCUGUAAUUGAUAAGAAUUGUAUAAUAGAUAUACGUUUUCUUUGAUAUUAAAUUAUCAAAUUCGUAUAUUAUUUUAUUAACUUUAAUCUUUAUACCAUGGCACUAGAUACAAAUGUGAAAAGUUUGUACAGUAGCAAUUUUAAUGCAUUUGUAAGCUACUAGUGUGAUAGCUUUAAUUUAGUAUGCCAUGUGCAGUUAAAAUAAUAUUUCUUUUAUAAAAAUAAUAUUGAAAUGAUUGGAAUAUAUGUAGAAAAAUAUUUAACAUAUUUAUAAGUUCAUUUAUAAAUUAUAUUAAUCAUCUAAUGUGUGAUAUACUUAUAAAAAUUUUUGAACAAGGACACUCCAUAUACAUAAUCACUAUUGUACAUACAAGUACAUAUUGGAUAGUUAUUGUUUGCUUAACAAUGUAAUAAUGAUCAAUACAUUCCUUUAUAUUGAUUAUGUAAAGUAUGUAAUUUUUCUUGAAAUUUUAAAUGCAUGAGUGCCCUAGAAAUAAUUUUGUAUUUAUUUAAAAUAUUAAUAGAUAAUCAAAAUAUUGGAUAUUAUAUCAAAUUUGUUUCUAUUUUCUAUUAUUUGAAUGGAAAAUAAAAAUGAAAUUAAUUUAUAAAAUCCUUUAUUUUGAUUUAUAUUUCGUAUUUUAAUUUGUAAAAAAAAAUCGACUUAAAUUUGAUUUUGAUAUAUGCAUGUUAAUUGAUUUUAUAACAAAUAACUAACAUAUGAUUUAGAUUAAAUUUACAAAUGCUAAUCAAAACUUAUUUACAUGUUGCAUAUAUUCUACGCCGCAUAUUUUAUGGAAUCAAAAUAAUUCAUUUAUUUUUUGACCUCAGAAUGUAAAAUAUGAGAAAAGAACAAAUUUUUAUUUCAAAACUGUUUUUAUAGUAAUAUCUUGAAUAAUAAUCAGUAUUGUAGAAUAUGUCUUAAUGUAUAUAAAUAUUGUGGAAAAAAAGAAAAAAAACUUUGAAGAAGUAUUUUUUUAAUCAUUUUUAUAUAAUUUUUAAAAUAUCAUAUCAAUUUGCUUUACGUAAAUCUUAUAUUAAAAUCUUAUAUUUUAAUAUAUUUUUUUAUCAACUUAAAAAAUAUUUUAAAAUUUCUUUUUAGUAAUAAAAUUUUUUUAAAAUUAAUUAAUUACAAAAAAUAUAUUUAAAUAUUAAAAAAAAUAUAUUUAAUAUAUUAAGUUAGUUCUUGUAUAUCAAUUCAUUAGUUGUAUUUUUAUAUACUUUUUCAAAGUUUUUCAAAGAUUUUCAAUUUGUGAAAUCUUAUAUAUAAUAAAAAAUAAUUAAACAGUUGACUGAAAUAUUUAUGAUAUUAUUGAAGACCUAUAGAAUAAAUAUUUCAUGGAUAUGCCUUUCUAUGUUGUACAAAGAUAUAUUGCGGUGCUAGUAUCAUGUACUUAAUACAUUAAGAGAGAUAAAAAAGUUGAAAAUGCUUCCAAAACAAUUGAAAAAUAUUUAAUGAAAUCUUAGAAUGCUAAUAUCAAUAUUCUCUCUCUCUCUCUCUCUCUCUCUCUCUCUCUCUCUCUCUCUCUCUCUCUCUCUCUCUCUCUCUCUCUCUCUCUCUCUCUUUCU